UGUGCAUUACAAAUAUUAUUAUUAUUCUUUUGCAUUGGGGCAAUACUAAUUCAUUGUGAUUUCAUUCUUUGAUUGCAUGCAUGCAUAGAAGGCUCCGUUCCAAAGGGGUUGUGGUUUGGCAUUUCUCCCCUUUCUUGUGUCUUUUCCCCCUUUCCUCCUCUCCAUUGCAAAAGGGAAGGAGCCCAGAGAGUCGUGUAUUUCUUUUAUAUGGAAGAAGAUUAUCAGGAGGACCUGUAUGGCAUUGAAGAUGAGUUCGAGGAGCAGUUCGCAGAUGAGCUGGAAGUUUUGGCUGAGCUGGAAGAGGAAACCCCUCAAGCUCCGUCUCAUAAAGUCUCCAAACUCCGGAGCCAAAAGCGGACCUUCGAGGAGGCUCUCUGUGCAGGGGAUUUGGAUAAGAAACCCACUGUUGUAGGUUGCCAUCUGGACAUCAAAAGGGAUGCUAAAGAUCCGGUCCUCCCAAAGGCCAAGGAAAACCCCCCAAAUCCAGAAUGCGUCCCGAUGCACGCAGAAGAUCCACCACCCGAAGAGUAUGAAGCCAACCAAACUCCCAAGCCAAAACGGCAGAGGCGCCUUGAGGCCAUAAAGAAGCUGGACUUUGGAACCGAUGACAGAACGGACGCUCAAGUUCCUUGCAAAGGGGACAUCUCUCCUCCUCUUUCGCCUCAUUCUGAAUCUCAAGACGCACGAACUCCAAGCUUCGUUUCCUCGAAUGUUUCAGGGCUGGACGGCAUGCGGCCCUUACAGGUGACACCCCCAAAUGGAAGGGACUUCAAGAGGGUGCUGCGGAGGCCACCCGUCCUGGAAGACUACGUCAACGUGACCUCGACCCACGGCACCCGAGUCUUCAUGGCGGUGAAAGAGGAUCCCACCGGGACGGAGAUUUCUGGCUCCAUUGCGCAGAAUGGAAGAAGGCCACUUCAUCUACUCGGAGUUCCUUUUUCCUAUUUAAAGGAACAAGUCGCAGAAGAGCGUCGGAAGCAGAUCCAUGCGUCUUCACAGCUGUUGACAGAGGUUCUGAACAGCUGUCUCAGCAAUGAGGAGGAGCCUGCGAUGGAGGCUGUGGCUGCAGAAGAGGAAGGGGACGAGGCCACUCCGCAUUCCCUUUGGGUUGAUCGGUUCAGUCCCAGACAUUAUGUGGAGCUGCUGAGCGAUGAUUUCACGAACCGCUGCCUGCUGAAGUGGCUGAAGCUGUGGGAUGGGGUGGUAUUUGGGAGAGAGCGGCCCCCCAAGAAAGCCCGAUCUGAAGCUCCCCCAGCAUCUCGUCCAACCAAAGAGCAGCCGGGCAAAUGGAAGUCCAAGGCCCAAGCCACCGAGGAGGCCCUGGAAGCCCAACUGGACCCCCAGAACCGCCCCAAGCACAAGGUUGCCCUCCUGUGCGGCCCCCCUGGUUUGGGGAAGACCACCUUGGCUCAUGUCAUUGCAAAACAUGCUGGGUACAACGUGGUGGAGAUGAAUGCCAGUGACGACCGCAGUCCAGAGGCUUUCAAAACGCGCAUUGAAGCUGCUACUCAAAUGAGGUCUGUCCUGGGAGCCAAUGAGAAACCCAACUGCUUGGUCAUCGAUGAAAUUGAUGGUGCUCCCACGGCCUCCAUCAAUGUGUUGUUGGGGAUUGUCAACCGGAAGGCGGUGGAGAAUGAAUCAGAAACCGGAUCUGGAAAGACGAAGCGGAGGAAGGAGGGCGGGCUCCUGUUGCGGCCCAUCAUCUGCAUUUGCAACGACCAAUACGUCCCUUCGCUGCGUCUUCUGCGGCAGCAAGCUUUCCUUCUCAACUUCCCCACGACAUCCCAGUCCCGGCUGGUCCAGAGGCUGCAGGAGGUCGCCACCCAUCAGGGCAUGAAAGCUGACCCUGGAGCUCUGGCGGUGCUGUGCGAGAAAACGGAGAAUGACAUCCGCUCAUGCAUUAACACCUUGCAGUUCCUCUACAGCCGAGGCAAGAAAGAACUGACCACCAGGACGGUGCAAACGGCCAAAGUAGGCUUGAAAGACCAGAACAAGGGGCUCUUUUCCGUCUGGCAGGAGAUUUUCCAGCUCCCGAAGAUGCACAGGCAAAGGAUAGGGAUGGGCCCUUCGAUUCCGUCCGGUGGAAAUGAGAAUCUCUUUGCAGCGAACGGGCGGACGUCGGCGAAUGCGGCUGCGCAACGGUUCGAGCACAUCCUGCAUCUCGGCACAUCCUCCGGGGAGCAUGAGAAGCUCAGCCAGGGUCUCUUUGAGAACUUCCUCCACAUGAAGGUGAAGGGCUCCUCCUUGGACUCGGCUUGCCUGGGCCUUGAUUGGAUGGGCUUCACUGACCUGGUCAACCAGGCAGCCAUGAAUGGACAGAGCUUCCAGCUGCUGCGCUUCCUGCCCUUCCUCCCAGUUGCCUUCCACUUCCUCUUUGCCGCCUCCAGCGCGCCCCACCUGACCUUCCCCAGCAGCCAGCAGGAGUGCUUGGUGAAGCGGAGCCAGAGGCAGAACCUGGUGGCCUCCAUGGCGUCUGGGAUGGGGCCGGGUUCUCGCAGCCGCUACGGGUUCCAGGCUCUUGUCCUCGAGGUUCUCGACUUCCUCUUGGAAAUCAUCUCUCCGAAGUUGAGGCCGGUGAACCCACAGCUAUUCAGCCAGAAGGAGAGGCAGCAGCUGGCAGAGUUGGUGGAUACCAUGUUGGCCUUCAACCUGACCUUCCUCCAAGAACGAAGACCUGACGGGUCCUACCUCUUUGCCCUCGAACCGAACAUGGAGGAAGUGUGCCGUUUCCCAGAUCUCCCAUCUCGGAAACCGCUCUCCUAUCAGACCAAGCAAUUGAUCGCAAGGGAAAUCGAAUUGGAGAAGAUGCGUCGGACGGAAGCCGUGCUCCAGGCCAGGAAUGCUGAUCUGGUCUCCAUGACAAGCUCAAGCCAAGAAAAGGAGGAGCAGAAAGGAAAACUGAAAUCUGGGAUCCGAAACCAUGAGCAACGCCUGGACCAGAUUGUGAAGAGAGCCACUUUCGAGGAAAAGCCGGAAACUGACUUCUUUGGCCGCAUCAUUGUCAAAAAGAAGGCGGCUCCUUCAACAGCUGACCAAAUACCCGAAAAGAACCCCAUAGAGAAGCGGAUCGGGAAAGCGGUGGGAAACAGCGACGUCUGGUUCCGGUUCAACGAAGGGGUUUCUAAUGCAGUUCGGAGAAACGUCUACAUUAAAGAUCUAUUCUGAGGGUGAAAUCUGGACCAUGAAAGAGAAUAUAUUUUGCAUUUUCUAUAUCAGGAUGUUUUGUAUGAAUUUCCAUUUCGUUGAGAAAUAAAUGACUUUGAGACGCA
Messenger RNA from Anolis sagrei ordinatus, 3269 nucleotides. RefSeq names its product chromosome transmission fidelity factor 18 (gene CHTF18). NCBI's taxonomy places the organism in Eukaryota, Metazoa, Chordata, Lepidosauria, Squamata, Anolidae. The record is from RefSeq and is a predicted model, not a curated record. Gene Ontology annotation, biological process: DNA replication. Gene Ontology annotation, molecular function: ATP hydrolysis activity; DNA binding; DNA-directed DNA polymerase activity. Gene Ontology annotation, cellular component: DNA polymerase III complex.